AUGACUUCGAUCAAAGAAGACGAAAAGAAAGAAAUACCUGAAAUAAUUCACGAUCCUCAAACAAAUUGCACAUAUCAAAGACUGCGAUUCUUUGGAAAGGGCGGGUUUGCAAAAUGUUACGAGAUCCAGGAUAUUGCCUCCAACCAGGUAUACGCUGGAAAAAUCGUAUCAAAAAAACUUAUGGUUAAGUCGAGUCAAAAGGAAAAAAUGGCUCAAGAAAUUUCUAUUCACCGAUCACUGCAGCACAAACAUGUGGUUGGAUUUCACAGCUUCUUUGAAGACUCCCUGAACAUUUAUAUUAUAUUGGAGCUAUGUAAGAAAAGGUCAAUGAUGGAACUACACAAGCGUAGAAAAGCAAUCACAGAACCAGAGACAAGGUUUUACAUGCAUCAGAUUUUACUCGGUGUACAGUAUCUCCACAGCAAACGGAUUAUACAUAGAGAUCUUAAGCUGGGGAACCUGUUCUUGGAUGAUGACCUACAUGUGAAAAUUGGUGACUUUGGGCUAGCAGCUAAAAUAGAAUUUGAAGGAGAGAGAAAGCAGACUUUAUGUGGCACACCAAACUACAUUGCGCCAGAGAUACUGACGAAAAAGGGGCACUCCUUUGAAGUGGACAUAUGGAGUUUGGGCUGCAUCAUGUACACACUGCUUGUGGGCAAGCCCCCGUUUGAAACAUCUACGCUGAAAGACACUUACAAGAGAAUUAAGCAGUGCGAAUAUAGUGAGGGGAUAUACCUAGCGCUACACACAUGUUGCACGGGCCCCUGGCAAACGUUCGGUACAAGGUUCGCUCAGGCGGUAAUCAACGACAAUACGCUGAGAGAGCGUUACAGGAUCCCAUCAACGCUCGGUAAGCCGGCUGCCUCGAUGAUCGUUCUGCAGCUGCAGUCAAAUCCGGCGCGGAGGCCGUCCGUCGACAAACUGCUGAAGCACGAGUUCUUCUCGUCUGGCAUACUGCCGGCCGCUUUGCCCGUCUCGUGCCUCACCACAGCGCCGAGAACCGACCAGCUGGAGGGCGUCACAGUCCACCGGCGGCCUCUCAACGAGGUCAACAGCAACGAUCAAAUGGCGAUGGCUGUGGACUCGCCGCUAAAGCGCAAGGUCAACGCCGCGAUGCCGCGUGCGGUUGAACCUUCUUCGCACAGAUUGAAUCUCAUAGCACUGCGCGACCAACUCGCUUCAUUACUGCACAGUAAACUCAAAUGCCGGCCAGAAUGUCUGACCGACGAGCUGAGCGAUCCGGCCGCGCAGCCUCUAGUAUGGGUCGGCAAGUGGGUUGACUACAGCGACAAGUACGGCUUCGGCUAUCAGCUUUGCGACGAGAGCGUCGGUGUCAUGUUCAACGACACCACCAAGCUGAUUAUGCUCGCAAAUGGACUGAAUGUCCACUACAUCAGUAGGCAGGGCCAAGAGCAGUACAUGACGAUGCGCGAAUACCCACCAGAGCUUGACAAAAAAAUGAAGCUGCUCACUUACUUUAGAAGAUACAUGACUGAGCACCUCAUGAAAGCUGGUGCUUCAGUACCAGUAAGAGAAAGCGAUGGGCUGUCGCGGUUGCCGCAUUUACAUCAAUGGUUCCGUACUACUUUAGCAGUCAUUAUGUACCUUACCAAUGGUACUCUACAGAUCAACUUCCAAGAUCACACAAAAAUUAUAUUGUGCCCGCUGAUGCAAGCUGUCACCUACAUUGACAUGGAAAAGAAUUUCCGGACUUUCCGCUUCAGUACAAUUGAAGAGCAUGGGUGCGACAAGAAGCUUUAUACUAAUCUUACUUACGCACUAGAGAAGCUUAACAGCGUUCUAGCUAACAAGCUUUGU
Iphiclides podalirius (scarce swallowtail) is the source of this 1818-nucleotide messenger RNA. The record is from the annotation of a GenBank genome assembly. Lineage: Eukaryota; Metazoa; Arthropoda; Insecta; Lepidoptera; Papilionidae.